UUGAGAAGCCUAGGAAAUCUUAUCAUUGUUUUAGUCGUUUUAAGACCAUCUUUUUGCACCGUGCAUUCAAACGUGAAAUGCAAUCAAUCAAUUCAGAAAGAUGAUCAUUUAUUUCUAUUGCUCGAACAUACGAAUUGCAGAAUCACAUUCCGUUUUUGCAAGCAAAGUGAAGGAAGUGUAGGAGUUCGGAACUUCAUUGAAAAUAAACUUAUUAGCCUAGGUCAACAGAAUCCCUCUGUUGUGAUUUACACGCAACCAGUGCGUAAUGCUAAUCCAACGAUUCGUGCCGAAUAUGGAAACGGGAGGAUUGUACAAUUAAAUGCCAAAAAUAUGAGUAUGGCUGAUGUAGAAAGAGACGUAAAUCUGUUGUAUUCUCGGAGUGGCGAACCUGUGGUGAAGUUGGAGUCUCGACAAAGUUCGCCCACGCCUUCUAUCCAGGGCGAGUGGACGCCGGUGACAUGGUUACCGCCGAGAAUGAACAAAGCUGAGCUACCCGAUCCGGAAUUCUCAAAGCACAAGACAUGUAAUGUGACAGCAACGGAGUACCUGCUGGAGGAACAAAAACGUAAUGAGAACCAGUGAUU
Cylicostephanus goldi is the source of this 584-nucleotide messenger RNA. The record is from the annotation of a GenBank genome assembly. NCBI's taxonomy places the organism in Eukaryota, Metazoa, Nematoda, Chromadorea, Rhabditida, Strongylidae.